Molecule: messenger RNA, 1017 nt
Organism: Suillus subaureus
Lineage: Eukaryota; Fungi; Basidiomycota; Agaricomycetes; Boletales; Suillaceae
Product: TLC domain-containing protein
Exons: 5
Coding region: 1-1017 (338 amino acids)
Biological process (GO): ceramide biosynthetic process
Cellular component (GO): membrane
Molecular function (GO): sphingosine N-acyltransferase activity
Source: RefSeq, a predicted model, not a curated record
AUGAAUAGUCAUUAUAUCCUUCAGUGGCUACCAUCUUACCUCGUUCCGUUCGUUUCACUUUCAUAUCCAACUCCUCCACCCGUCAAUCCCGACUCGUUCCACCAUUCCGCGUACUACAAGACUGGCGUGCUAGAUGGUUGCCUCAUAAUAACUUGCAUUGCCGUCAUGGCAGUUCUGCGUGACAUAGUUCGCAUCUUCGUAAUGGAACCUUUCGCUAGAACUGGCAACAAAAAUGAUCUCAUAAACGGAAACGGACAUGCUGUGCAUGCCAAUGGUGAUUCCAAGCCAAAAAGCGUAAUGUCUGCGCGGGAUGCUCGCAAAAUUCAUCGCAGCGUUUUGAGAUUCGCAGAGCAAGGCUGGUCGGCCAUCUAUUACACACUCCAAUGGUCAUUUGGCUUUUAUGUUCACCGAAAUCUUCCUACUCAAGCCUUAAACCCGACGGAGUUAUGGUCGAAUUACCCCCAUAUUCCCCUUGCUGGACCUCUGAAGUUUUACUAUCUUACCCAGACCGCCUUUUACAUCCAUCAAGUCCUUAUUCUAAAUGCGGAGGCUCGCAGGAAAGAUCAUGUGCAAAUGAUGACCCACCACGUCCUCACUAUUUUCCUCAUGGUCAUGAGUUACUUCUGCAAUUUUACCCGCAUCGGAUGCCUCAUCAUGGUAUUGAUGGACUGGAAUGAUAUCUUUCUCCCAGUCGCCAAAAUGUUUCGAUACAUUGGUUUAUAUACCCUUUGCGACAUCACUUUCACUUGGUUCCUUAUAUCAUGGUUCGUGGCACGUCACGUUCUGUUCGUCAUUGUCAUAAAGUCGGCCUGGUUCGAUGGCCCGCGGUUGAUCUCUGUGGGCUGGGUGCCAGAAUUGGGACAUUAUUACUCUGAGCGGACUUACAAUACCUUUGUCUACUUGCUGGUGGCACUACAGGUCAUCCAAAUCGUCUGGUUCUCGAUGAUUUGUCGCAUUGCAUGGCGCGUGAUCAGCGGUCAAGGUGCCUCGGACGAUCGUAGCGACGACGAAAGGUGA